AUGCUUUUCCAUGCCAACCAUCCCCCCACCUUUUUCCUCGCACGCCCUCCAAACGCCCACCCCCAUUAUCCUCACACUGCUGCUUCCAACCACGCUCCUACGCCUCCUCCCACUCCCCGCAACCACCCCCAAUCUCCUACCACCUCUCGCGCCCCUCCCAACUCCCCUUCGAAUGCACCUUCCAGCCCUCACCACCCACGUGCCUCCACCCCCCAUCCGCCCCUGCCCCUGCCAUUUUCCCCCUCCAAGAAGGCUCGUGUGUCGACCCAGAAGUCCAAUUCCCCUUCCAGCAGUCCCCACACACGUCCUGCGCCUCCCAAUGCGCACCCAGCCCGGUCACUCCCGCCGGCUAAUCGCCCUCCAAGCCCACCAGCACUGCCUGAAAACAGCCACCACCCAAACAGAGUCCUGCACCACCCUGACUUACCACCUGAACGCCGUUCUCCACCUGUUUUUUCACCUGACCGUGCGCCUGACUGGUGCCAUGGGCCCCCUGGAGCUGGUAGCAGUGGUAACUCUCAGGUGAAAUCUCAGGCGAGGUUCCGUGGCGACCAAGCGGGCUCGUGUGAUCUAGAUGAUCCGAGGUGGCAGGAGGAUCUGCCACGUGGCUCAACAAAAGAAGGGAGAUGUGGCGUGGUGAGCGCUGAGGCGCAUGAGUGGGAGGAUGACGUGGCAGAUUACAUGCCAGCUGGCUCACCGAAAGAAAGGGCACGUGGAAAGCAGGGAGAUGAGACAGGAACCAAAAGGGAUGACGUGGCGAAGCAGGUGGCAGCUGGCCCAUCAAAUGCAGUGACAUGUGGAACGGAAAGCAGGGAAACACGUGGGGAAGAGAUGGAUGAGAUGGCAGGCCAGGUGCCAGCAAGCAUCCCACGUGGCAGAGAGGGGCAUGAACAGCCCCUUAGCCAGGUGGCAGCAAGCAGUCCACGUGGCAGGGCGGAAACUGAAGCAAGGCCAUCCCCUGACGGAGGGUCAAAGGGGGGUUUACCGGGGAGAACGGGAGGGAGAGCGGUGCGACGGGGUUGUGGAGUGGUGCGGGGAGGUGUGCUGGUGAGAGUGGGAAGAGGGAGGGGGGUAGGAGGGCGAGGGAGUGGAGGGAGGGGGGUGGGAGGAAAUGGUGCGAUGCGAGAGAUGCCGAGUGGGAGGGCUGCAGUGGAGAGGAGUGCGGGGAGCUCUGUGCUGGGCAAGCGAUCAAGGCGCGAGGCUGGCUUGAACGGGCAGGAGGAAGGCAUGGGAGGGGAGGAAGGAGGCAUGGAGAGGCAGGCGCAAGAGGAUGGGGCGAUGCCCAAAGAGGGGCUUGGAGGAGAGGCGGGGCGGGUUACAGCAGGGGAGAGGUUGGUGGGUGUGCAUGUGAUAUCAGCGAAAGGCCGUCAGGCGGCGGUGGAGCCAAGGAACGGGCAGAAGGAGGGUGGUGAAGGAGAGGUGGGGGCGGUUAACGAUGUGGGGAUAUCAAUGGGUGUGGCGGAUCAGGUGAUUACAACGGGGGAGAAGCUGGUGGGCGUGGAUGUGAUUGCAGGGAAACGCGGUCAGGCGGCGGUGGAGCUAAGGGACAGCCAGAGUGAGCGUGGUGAAGGGGAGGUGAUAUCAGUGGGAGGAAGCGGACAGGCGGCGGUAGAGGUAAGGAAUGGGCAGAAGGAGAGUGGUGAUAGCGAGGUGGGGGUGAUGAAAGGGGGGGAGAAAUCCGUGGAUGGGAUGGCUGGAGACGGGCAGGAGAUUGAAGGGCGGAUGGAGGAGAAGGGAAGGGCGGAGGAGGCCAGAGAGGAGGGUAGAGGGGAGGUUGAAUUGGGGAAGGAGGUAGGUGACGAGGAGAAAAUAGGGAGAGAGGAAGGGGGAGGGCCAGGGAAGGAGGCGGAAGGAGGUGAGGGGGAGAAAGGGGAGAAGCAGCAAGCGGUUGAGGUGGAAACAUGUGGCAGGGAGGAAGGAGAGAUGGACGGUGCAGAUGGUGUGGGGAGGGAGAGGGGUGAGAGGAGAGAUGGGGAGGAUAUGGAGGUGGGGGAAAAGGAAGGAGGGAAUGGAAAGGAAGUGCGGGAGGAGAGGGAAUUGGGGGAUGGGAGGGAAGUGGGGGAUCGGAGGGAAGUGGCGUCAACUCAGGGUGAGGGCGGUGAGUGCGGGCAGGAGGAGAAAGGGAAAAGCGCGCUUGUGCCUCUCGAAACUGUUGCAGUCGACACUGCUGCAGUCGACACUGCUGCAGUCGACACUGUUGCAGUCGACACUGCUGCAGUCGACACUGCUGCAGUCGACACUGUUGCACCUGACGUCCCUGUAGCAGAUGCUUCCCCCAAGAGCACAUCUGCUGUCAACGCAGCUGUAGCAGACACAGGUGCUGCCGAGACAGCUCGAGCAGAGGCAGGGGUGGAAGCAGAAGGAGCAGAGGGGGCAGAGGAAGCAGUGGGAACAGAAACGGCAGAAAGGGCAGAAAUGGCAGAGGGAGUAGAGGGAGGUGAGGGUGUGGAGGGAGGGGGGGCUGUGGGGCCAGAGGGGGAAGAGGGAGCAGAGGGAGCAGAGGGAGCAGAGGAGGCAGAGGCAGGAGAGAGAGGGGAGGGAGCACAAGCAGCUGUAGUGACAGGGAUUGCGAGUGGGGAAGGAUCAGGAAGAACCGAUGAGGGAGCAGGGGAGGUGGCGAUGGCAGAUGCAGAUGCAGAACCACACCAACGCCUGCUCAUCACCGACCUUCAGCAGCAGCAGCAGCAGCAGCAGCAGCAGCAGCAGAAUGGUUACACUGCUGCUGCUGCUGUGCCUGGCAGUGCCAGCACCACUCCCCCCCCCUCAGACCACAUACCCAUGGACAGUGCCUCUCUCACUGCCGCCCAGGGUCUCACCCGUGCCACACGGGAUAUCAUGCUGGCAGAGCGGCUGCGUCUGGAGGAUCUUAUGAAGCACCAGCAGGCUGCCACGCUGGCAGUAGAGCGCCAGCUGGACGAUGAAAUGGAGCGCCAGGUGGCGCUGGUGCGGCAGCGGUUUGAGAGGAGGAAGGUGGGAGUGAGAGCGAAAGGGGCGGCAGAAAUGGAGAGGACAAGGGAGGCCAUAGGGAUGGUGGAUGGUCAGAUUCCGCUGCUGCAGGCUUGGCAGGCGAAGUAUUCAAGUGGGGCGGGGGCAGCAGCCUCGGGAGCAGCAGGUUCGGGAGCAAGGGUUGCUGGAGGUGGUGCUGGAACUGCUGGGACUGCUGGGACUGCUGGGGCUUCUGCAGGUGGUGCGCAUGCCAGUGGUGCAAGGGUUGCUACAGGUGGUGGUGUGGGGGGGAUGGGUGAGCCCUUAACCACAGCAACGUUGCCUGCAGCAGGACUUGGCACUCGAGCAGCAGCUGCCGGCACACCAGCCACCGUCCAUCCAGGCAGAACGAGCAUGCGAGCGGCACGGAGUGCUGCAGUGAGUGCAAUGAAUGCGGCCAUGGGUGCAGUGAGUGCUAGCGUGAAUGUGUCUGCAGUUGCCCCUCACCAAGACCCUGUGACGCCAGCUCCUGCGUCUGCUGCUGUUUUCUCAAGCCAGCAAGCGCUGAUCCGGCAGCAGCAACAGCAGCAGCAGGUGCCGAUGCAGCAGCAGCAGAAUGUGCAUGUGCGUGCACACAUGCCCUCUGUGCCACAUCCUGUGCAGCCGCCACAGCAAUGGCAGCAGCAGCAGCAACAGCAACAGCAGCAGCAGCAGAACUCACAGCUAUUCACAGUUUCAGGAGUGAAUCGAGUGUUUGCUGCACCUCCUGCUUCCAUGUCUCCUUUGCCUGCUCCACAUUCCCCUUCCGCUGCCACUGCUGCCGUUUCCCGUGCUGCUGCCGCAAUUUCUCCUUCUGCCCUCGUCGCUACAGCUGUACCUAUUGCACCCUCUUCUCCCGCUGCUCUCUCACAUGCUCUCCGCUCACCGCCCGCAACGACUUGCUUUCAUGCACCACCAAGUUUCUCCUUUCACAUCCUCAUCGGUGCCUCUCUUCCCCUCUGCCAUUGCCCCCCACAUGCAUCUCUGCCUCCUCUCUACCUCUCCGCCUCUCUACCUCUUUGUCAUGUGUGCAUUAUCACAGCAGGGGGCAUGGCAGCACAGGUCAUUCUCAUUGACUCAGAUGAUGAUUCUUCUCCUCCUUAUCCCUCGCUCUCCUGGCUCUGUUUCCUUUCUCGUGAUUCUCUCUUAUCCACCUCUUCCCUCCUCAACGAGCCACUUCUCGCUGCUGCUACGUCCCCCCCGUCCCCCCUCUACGCGCCAGAAUUUAUGCUGCUGUCGCGCCCCCUCUCACUCCCUUUCCUUCUCACUCCUUCCCCCUCUCCUUACCCCUCUCACUCUUUCCCCCUUUCUCACGGGUCUCACCAUGUGGCGAGUGGCGGGGGAGGGGAGAUCGCCUCCAGCUGCGUCAUUUCAACGGGGGAUAACUUUCUUGAGGACGGGCUGACAGACAGCAGCGACCCGCAAUUCACCUUCUCCCACCUCCCCCCUCCCCCCGAUUUCCCCCCUUUCAUCCUCACGCCCUUCCCCACGCCUUUCCCCACGCCCUUCCCCACGCCCUCCCCCAUUCUCCUCCCGUCAGCUGCCGUGUCCAAGUUCGACAAAGUCCUCAAGAUCGCCCCGUCUCGCCCCGACACCCUCUGGUGGCUCGACAACGCACACACCCCUUUGCCCCCCAUUCCUCUGCUCUGCUCCCCUUUCAAAAUGCUCCUCCCCUCUCUUUCCCCACUCUGUCGUCAGAUGCCAUUGACAACAAAUGACAUUGAUGUCGCAGCUACCCAGGGGGCUGUGGUGCUGGUUUACCAGGUCGAGGUGCCGCCUGAUGUCGCGGCAAAGGCCAGGGAGAAGGGAGUGGAUAUGCGGGUGUCUUCGCUGCUUCCUGACUUGAAAGCCGGCCUUAAAACGGCAAUGGAAGCGAAUCUAGAGGACCAGGACUACCGUCCUCUGGGGAAGGGAACUGUUGAGGCGUUUGGUGGAGGUGUGGAGGCAUAG
Closterium sp. Naga37s-1 is the source of this 4914-nucleotide messenger RNA. The record is from the annotation of a GenBank genome assembly. NCBI's taxonomy places the organism in Eukaryota, Viridiplantae, Streptophyta, Zygnematophyceae, Desmidiales, Closteriaceae.